Messenger RNA from Melozone crissalis (California towhee), 1145 nucleotides. Its product is annotated as BTB/POZ domain-containing protein KCTD12-like. The coding region runs from base 19 to 867 and encodes 282 amino acids. The transcript has a single exon. NCBI's taxonomy places the organism in Eukaryota, Metazoa, Chordata, Aves, Passeriformes, Passerellidae. The record is from RefSeq and is a predicted model, not a curated record. Gene Ontology annotation, biological process: protein homooligomerization; regulation of G protein-coupled receptor signaling pathway.
GAGCAGCGGGAGCUCACCAUGGCCCUGGCGGAGCCCGCGAGCUGUGCCAAAGGCGGCGAGGACAGCAGCCCCUUCCCUGAGAUCAUCGAGCUGAACGUGGGCGGGCAGGUGUACAUCACCCGGCUGCCCACGCUGCUCAGCGUGCCCGGCUCACGCCUCUGGCAGAUGUUCACGCAGCAGAGCACGCGCUCGCUGGCCCGCGACAGCAAGGGCCGCUUCUUCGUGGACCGGGACGGGUUCCUGUUCCGCUACAUCCUGGAUUACAUGAGGGACCAGCAGCUGGUGCUGCCCGAGCACUUCCCGGAGCGUGGCCGCCUGCAGCGCGAGGCCGAGUACUUCAUGCUGCCCGAGCUGGCGAAGCUGCUGGUGCCCAAGCUCAGCGAGCAGAACUCGCUGGGGGACGAUCCGUGCCAGAGCGACCCCGAGGAGCCGUCCCCGGGCGCGGACGCCGCACGCAGCCUGGGCUCGGCCGCUGCCACCGCUCUGCCCAGCGUGGGCACCGAGGGCCGCAGGGCAGGGUUCAUCACCAUCGGCUACCGCGGCUCCUACACGCUGGGCAGGGACAGCCAGACGGACGCCAAGUUCCGCAGGGUAGCCCGGAUCAUGGUGUGCGGCAAGACCUCGCUGGCCAAGGAGGUCUUUGGGGACACCUUGAACGAGAGCAGGGACCCGGACAGGCCCCCGGAGAGGUACACGUCCAGGUACUACCUCAAAUUCACCUUCCUGGAGCAAGCCUUUGACAAACUGGCCGAUGCCGGCUUCCACAUGGUGGCCUGCAACUCCACGGGCACCUGUGCCUUCGCCCACGAGCAGACGGACGACAGGAUCUGGACCUCUUACACCGAAUAUGUUUUCUAUCGUGAGUGACACAAAACCAACCCUCCGCCAACCAACCGCUGACUGUCCCUUUCCUGUCCCAUGCUGGCUGUGGCCUAGAAGGUAGAGAUCCAUCCCCGAAUCCCGGCGUCCUCCCUUUGCCUCCUUUUCAGUUGGUUCUUGGGUUUUUUCCCUCCUCCUUGCUCCACGUUGAACCUGCCCGGCUCUUCCUUGUAGCAGCUGCUGACCACCAACCUUCCUCCCUCUCCGUGACCUCUGCAGUCGCUCCCAACCCUCCCUGGAUGUGCGGACUCGGACACUGCUGUGGA